Penaeus monodon (black tiger shrimp) is the source of this 894-nucleotide messenger RNA. RefSeq lists its product as uncharacterized. The transcript has 3 exons. Bases 1 to 894 code for a protein of 297 amino acids. NCBI's taxonomy places the organism in Eukaryota, Metazoa, Arthropoda, Malacostraca, Decapoda, Penaeidae. The record is from RefSeq and is a predicted model, not a curated record.
AUGGAAUUCCUGCAGAGGUCUAUAAACGUGGGGGACAUACCAUUGUCAGUGCACUUCUUGAUGACCUGUCAACUAUCUGGAACAAGAAUUCUUCAAAAUUUCAAAUAUGCUGCAGUUUUUCUUAUCUACAAGAGGAAAGGAAACAGACACGCAUGUGGAAAUUACAGAGGCAUAUCCCUCAUAUUAAUAGCUGACAAGGUCCUUGGGAAAGUCAUACUCCAACACAUGAAACCCAUCCUUGACUCCGUCAUUCCCGAGGCUCAGUGUGGCUUCCACAGUGCGAGAUCAACAAUCGGCAUGAUUUUCACCAUCAGACAACUUCAAGAGAAAACCAUUGAAAAGAAUAUGCCAACACUGUUCUCUUUCAUUGAUUUCACUAAGGCAUUCGACACCGUUAACCGACAAUGCCUGUGGUCACUUCUUCACCUCUACGGAUGUCCACCUGGCAUAAUCAGCCUCACUGACCAGUUUCACACUAAACCAGGACAACCCAACAUAUCCCUCAAUGGAAGCUUGCUCAAGAACGUAGAGCACUUUACUUGCCUUGGUAGUAGCCUCUCCAUAGAGAACAACCUGGAUAAGGAAACUGAAAGGAGGAUCAGUGCAGCUUCAACAGCAUUUGACGCAACAUCAAGAUAUUACAGAGAGUCCAGAUGUCACAUCUCCGACAGCCCCUUAAAAAUCAGUUGGAGAGAAAGGACCUCAAAUUCAGAGGUGAAAGCCCAUGCAAACAUGCCUAGCGUCGAAGCCAUCCUUACCCAGUGCCAGUUCACAUGGACCAGUCACGUCAUCCGAAUGGAUGACUCAAGGCUGCCUAAAGCUAUCCUCUGUGGAGAACUAAAAGAAGGCAGGAGAGGAGUCGGACGACCGAAAUUGAGAUAUAAUGACCACUAG